GGUGCGUGGCUCUGACUCUCUCAGUUUACUUGAGCUCGAGAAACGGUUCGGCUACGCCAGCCCGAGAGCAGAAAACAGACUUUACAUGGCGUGACAAGGGCACCGAAGAGCAUUAACCACCGCAGACUGCCUUAAACGUACGUUCUACGUGUUUAUAUUGAGUUUUGUGUCAUUUCCCGGCGAGCAAAAUGUCUCAAAGGGUUCGCAAAAACGGAUCUCCGACGUCUAACUGCAGCGGAGUGACCGCGGGAAACCCGAGCGGAUCCCCGGGGAUCAGCGCCGCUGGAGUGAGUUUACUGGGUCGCCUGCUGCCCAUGAAAGCCACGGUUCCCUUCCAGCUGAAAACGCAGACACCGCACCCUCUACAGACACGGACAGUCCUCUCCACCGGUAACGGUAAAUGCCGCAGCCGGAGCCCCACGCGAUCCCUCUCCUCCUGUGCCUCAAACGUUUCUGCAGCCACGUCCACUUCCUCUGCGACGUGCUCACAGUUCAUCACAGCCACAGCUGUUUGCUCCGCUCCCUCCUCAUCUUCUUCUUCUUCAUCUUCUUCAUCAUCUUCAUCCUCAUCCAGAGCUAGCCCCAUUAUCGCUGGGCACGCGUCAAACCCCAGAGCGUCCCACGCGCAGGUACCUGUGCCAACCUCGUCAUCACCCUACACAGGUGUGCACCUGAGCCCCCAGUGCUGCUCCCCCUCUCAGCAGAUCAGCUGCAGCUCGGACACUUCCGCCCUUACCGCUCAUCUAUCAGCCUCUCCGUCUUCACCCUCGUCGCUGUGGUCUUGCGGUCACAGGGCCAAACCCCUCCUGACCCCUGAACAUGACAGACUGUCUCCAGAGAGGCUCAGUCCCAGCUCACCUGUCUGCACAGACAAGCAUAGACUUCCUGUGGCAGGGUCUUGGUGUACCACCAGCAAUAACGGUAGCAUUCGUCGCACCUCCUCUUUGGACGCACUCACGGCCCCUUACCUGUCUGGACACUGGCCCCGGGAUGCCAACCACGCCCCUUGUGCCCCUUGCAUGAGGGACAAAUCCACCCAGACCCCCAGCGCCUGGGCCGAUGAAUGCGGAGAGAAGAAGAGGGGCUGUCACAAGCGCUCAGCCUCCUGCGGCAGCACUGACCAGCUAAAAGAGAUUGUGAAGCUGAGGCAGCAGCUCCAGCGCAGUAAACACAGCAGCCGUCACUAUCGCGACAAGGAGCGCAAAUCUCCUUUCAAUGGCAACCAUGCUGCUUUCAGCCAGUCACAGGCUCCUAUUCCAAAGAGCGUCCUGAUCUCUAUUCCUAUCUCCAAGUCCUCCGUCUCUCGUUUCCGGAACAGUGUGGAGGGGCUGAAUCAGGAGAUCGAGCGCAUCAUUAUCCGAGACACAGGAGACAGAGAGGAGCAGCUUAUUCCUCAGGAGGCUCCAGAUGGGCAUCGGGCUCCUCCCCCUCUCUGCCAACGCAGUGCCAGCUCCCGCAGCAUUGACACACAGACGCCCCUGGGCACCACAGCGGGCAGUAACCACAGCAACAGCAGCAGCCGCUCUCAGUCCAUCUCACCCACGUUCCUGAACGUGCCAAGUGAGCCCUGCAGCGAUAGUCCAUCUCCCCAUGAGGACGAGACUCUGGCUGAUGCCUGUGAGAAAGAUCUGGCCCCCAGCUCACCCCUACCCAAAUACGCCUCAUCCCCAAAGCCAAACAACAGCUACAUGUUCAAACGUGAGCCACCUGAGGGAUGUGAGCGAGUCAAGGUCUUCACAGAGGAAACGCAGGCCAGGCCUCCACAGGAGAUCCCACAGUUCCUGUGCCCCGAUAGGAACAAGGUCAAUUUCAUCCCCAAGAGCGGCUCCGCGUUCUGCCUGGUCAGCAUUCCCAAACCGCUGAUGCCCACACAGGAGCUCAACAACCUCAAGAACCAGAGUGUCUCCCGUCUCACGCCCGAACCUGAGCUGAGAGUCUCGAGAAGAACCUGCAUGCUUUCCCAGCAGCCCUCAGGCUCCUCCCCCUCCUCCUGUCUGUCAGAGAGUUAGACACGCCCCUCAACGAGUGUCCUAGCAACUGCGUCCGCAUACUCUGCACAUUUCAGUAAUCGAAAAUGAUAAACAAACAAAAAAAAAAACUCUCAAGAGAACAAAGUGGUCAUUAAUAAUCAACGGCUUUCGUUGGGUUAGAUGAAAUGGUUGUCUUUUGCUAUGCACAUUUUUAGCUUUGUGCUUGUUCUCAAAGAACAAGGAGGCCAUUUUUGGGUGGUUUUGGGUUUGUGAUAAACGUAUUUAGCUUUUUUAUUAUUCCUCUACCUUUCAUAGAUACGAGUGAACCUGAGAAUGUGUCUCAGAUCGCUAUGAAAAUGAAUCUAAAUGAGCUUUCUCAAUGAUUCAGUACUGAGGUGGCUAUAUAGUUUUGUUUUUUGUGAGACGCAAUGUGUAUUUUAUAAUAGUUUGCCGUGGAUCACGUUUGCGAGAACCGUUUCUAUCAUACUAGGACCAGCACAUCAUUGAAUUCAAAUGAUGCCAUUUCAGAUGAAGAGACCAAGAGACCUGGUAGAAUGAAUUCUGGGUUGAUGAAGGUCUCUGGGACUGAAUUGUUUUCACAGUAGCAGGCCUUCUCCGUUCAGUCCGGACAAAAGCAGCAGGGGAACAUGAGGGACCAGUUCUCUGCUUUUUCUCCUCUUCCUUUCUCACUGGUGGCGAGGAGACAGAAAGGUGCUAAAGAUAAGAAUAGCGAGAGAGAUCGCCGCUUAACAGCUACAGGACGAGUGGCCUGUAAACCCAAUUCUUUUGUUCGUAUUCAAAUGCAUAUGGGUCCUAACUCUGAACUUCACCCCAGCAGGGAACAAAGUGAUAAAGUGAAAGGAGGGCUCGACAGGAUCUGGGUGGACAGACGGGAUGUUUUCUCUCCUCUCACAAUGAUUAAGCCGAUUUAGCUCGAGGAAUGUUUGAAAGAAGGACACGACAAGUACAAAAUUGACUUGCGAAAAUGUAACGCAUAAAUGUCCAAGUAGUGAACGAUUCAGAUAUCAAAACAUUCAUGUAAUGUUUCCUGUGAUAUCCAAUGAAAUAGUUUACAAAGUCAGAGCACAAUAUUGUCAUUAGAUUGAUUUAAUGCAUGCAUUCUGGGAAAUGUGUGUGUGUG
This is a messenger RNA of Sinocyclocheilus anshuiensis, 3111 nucleotides long. Its product is annotated as protein FAM117B-like. Gene Ontology annotation, biological process: G protein-coupled receptor signaling pathway. Bases 189 to 2009 code for a protein of 606 amino acids. Gene Ontology annotation, molecular function: somatostatin receptor activity. Gene Ontology annotation, cellular component: membrane. NCBI's taxonomy places the organism in Eukaryota, Metazoa, Chordata, Actinopteri, Cypriniformes, Cyprinidae. The record is from RefSeq and is a predicted model, not a curated record. The transcript is spliced from 8 exons.